Penicillium daleae is the source of this 855-nucleotide messenger RNA. Its product is annotated as YggS family pyridoxal phosphate enzyme. Gene Ontology annotation, cellular component: intracellular anatomical structure. The coding region runs from base 1 to 855 and encodes 284 amino acids. The transcript has a single exon. Gene Ontology annotation, molecular function: pyridoxal phosphate binding. The record is from RefSeq and is a predicted model, not a curated record. Lineage: Eukaryota; Fungi; Ascomycota; Eurotiomycetes; Eurotiales; Aspergillaceae.
AUGACCACCCCAUCCACACCCUCACCACCCAACAUCAUGGCCGCCACCCCCGCGCGCACCUCAACCCUGCUCUCCAACCUCGCCGCCGUAACGUCGCGCAUCACCACCGCAACCACCCACUCCCCGACCCCCAGCAAACCAGUCCGCCUCGUCGCCGUCUCCAAGCUCAAACCCGCCUCCGACGUCCUCGCCCUGCACAAAUCCCCCAUCGCCCACGCCCACUUCGGCGAGAACUACCUGCAAGAACUCCUCGAGAAAUCGCGGCUGCUCCCGCCCACCAUCAAAUGGCACUUCAUCGGCGGCCUGCAAUCGAAUAAAUGCGUCACCCUAGCGCGCGACGUACGCGGCCUUUGGGCCGUCGAGAGCGUCGACACCGAGAAAAAAGCAACCCUACUAGAUAAGGGUCGUGGAGAGCGCAACCCCGAUGCGGAGGAAAUCGAGGCCGAAGCUGCGGACGCAGAUCGGGAUUCGCGACUGCGCAUUUAUGUGCAGGUUAAUACCUCCGGCGAAGAGAACAAGGCCGGCGUCGAGCCUGCGGCUGCACCUGCGCUGGCGAGACAUAUUCGGGAGAAAUGUCCGCGGCUCAAAUUGCAGGGUGUCAUGACAAUUGGUGCGAUUGCGCGGUCGCGGGCGACGACUACGGAGAACGAGAAUGAGGAUUUUGUUUGUCUGCGGGAGACGCGGGAUCGGAUCGUUACUGAAUUGGGGUUGACGGGGGUGGAUGCGGAGUUGGAGUUGAGUAUGGGGAUGAGUCAGGAUUUUGAGGGGGCGAUUGCGCUGGGGAGUGAUCAGGUUCGGGUUGGAACGACCAUUUUUGGGGAUAGGCCUCCCAAGGCUGAGGCUAGGGUUGUUUAA